AUGAGCAUCUCGGUUGAUCUUUUGCAUGGAGUCAUGACAACGGGAUUAGAUUGCGGUCAAUGGACAGCAGACUGCUCAGUGUGUGCAUCUAAGAAAGGUUGUGGAUUCUGUGCAAAUGAACUCGGAAGUUGUGUAAAUGGAUUCUGGCAAGGCCCCUUGGACACCAACGAUUGUCCUACCCAAGCUUAUUUCUAUGACCAGUGCCAACUCUCUACUAGAUCUCUUGAAAUUGGUAUAUUUGUUGCCUUUGUCUUGGCUAUCCUUUUAAUCGUUUUCCUCUGUGUAUGCUGUCGCCGACGACGAUAUAACGACGAAACAGAAGAAGAAGAGAGACAAUCAUUGCUACCAUCGGGAACUUUUGGAACAAAGUAUCUUCGGCGAUCGGCUACCUAUUAUCAAUGGAACCGACCACCACCACCACCGCCCACAAAAGCUCGAUUUACGAAAGCCCUCCAGAAUCAGAAACUACCUACUCAAUCACCUCCUCUGUCACUUAAUGGUCCUAGCCAACCACAAAACGCCAAUUGGGAGGAUCGUCGAUUAGCACUGUUGAAGAAAUACGCAAGAGGAAGUUCAACGGGCACAACACGAUAG
This is a messenger RNA of Phycomyces blakesleeanus NRRL 1555(-), 594 nucleotides long. RefSeq lists its product as hypothetical. The record is from RefSeq and is a predicted model, not a curated record. Lineage: Eukaryota; Fungi; Mucoromycota; Mucoromycetes; Mucorales; Phycomycetaceae. The coding region runs from base 1 to 594 and encodes 197 amino acids. The transcript is spliced from 3 exons.